This is a messenger RNA of Hypoxylon fragiforme, 1134 nucleotides long. RefSeq names its product Prefoldin, subunit 3. Gene Ontology annotation, molecular function: tubulin binding. NCBI's taxonomy places the organism in Eukaryota, Fungi, Ascomycota, Sordariomycetes, Xylariales, Hypoxylaceae. Bases 188 to 802 code for a protein of 204 amino acids. Gene Ontology annotation, biological process: microtubule-based process; tubulin complex assembly; protein folding. The record is from RefSeq and is a predicted model, not a curated record. The transcript is spliced from 6 exons. Gene Ontology annotation, cellular component: cytoplasm; prefoldin complex.
GUCCAUGCUCCCUGAACUUAUUUUUCCUGUCGCACGCAGACGCAGCUCAUUAAACUAAAAACAUCCAUCAAACAUUACAUUGAACACUAAAAAAAUACCAAGCACAUGACACUUUAUCAUUGUUAACUUUUAUUUAAGCGUUGUUCAACAAUAAUGCUUCAAGUGGUAGCAACCGAUACCCACAACAAUGUCAGCUAAAGGCAAAGAGCCAGCUGCCCAAAAGGAUGCUGCCCCCACGAACCCUAGAGGCAUCCCCUAUGCGCCCUUCGUCGACAAGGUAGAGGACUACAUCACAUCCAGGGAAGAUGUCCAAUCCACGCUUCGGAGCUUCCAGGAAAUGAUCUCAAAAUACCAAUUCAUGGAAUUGAACCUUCAGAGGAGAGUAGCGGGGCUCAAGGACAAGAUGCCCGAUAUUCAAAAGACUCUCGAGACAGUCAGGUUUCUCAAGACACGGACGGAGGAAUCGGACCCGAUCGAGACGACCUUCGAGCUAAACGAUACCUUAUACGCGAAGGCGUCGAUACCGCCUACCGAUGAAGUUUACCUAUGGCUGGGCGCGAAUGUCAUGUUGUCAUAUCCCAUCGACGAAGCAGAGUCGCUUCUCACGGGAAAGCUAUCAGCCGCGAAGCAAAGCUUUGCUAACUGUGAGGAAGACCUGGAAUUCCUCAGAGAACAGAUCACGACUAUGGAGGUCGCCAUAGCACGUGUGUAUAAUUGGGAUAUUGUCCAGAAGAGAAAAGAGAAGGCCGACGAGGAAAGCAAAGGAAAGGGGGCUGAAGACGGCGAGCAACCUAAAGGAUGAAGUAUUACGCAGUCAACAACUUGCCCACCUACCAAGUAGGUAGAUAAAUAGAUAUCUGCGGCUCGUUUGUAUGAGUUGUUUGUGUCGGUAUCGUCUUUCUACCUGAUGAGGCUUUCCAAGCCAUCUGACAAUACCCUAUGGGCUAUCUUAGUACGGUGAAUUCAAAGAAUAAGCCAAUAGAGAAGGUCACGAGUUGCAUGUGGAUUGAACUCGGUCCCAUGUCUGCAGCAUCCGAGCAAUGAUGACGCAAUGUUUAAGGGCUGUGCGCAGAAAAUAGGCUACCUCUUAAUUACCUCUUAAUUACCUCUUAAUUACCUCUUAAUUACCUCUUA